GCCUGGGUGUUGGCUUUCUAGACAAGGCGGAAGAUAGCAUAUAUAAGCAGCUAAGCAACCCCCGGCCUAGUGCGCCAUUUACACAUAAACCAAACAAUGGGUAUGGGUUCCAAAGAGAAUGAAUUCAGUGAGGAUUAUCUGAUACUGAAGCCAAAGAAAGCAUCUCUGGUGGAUGUGUUUCUGUUCAUACUUCCUUUAGGAUCCAGAAGGAUCAGAAGCUUGAUCGAUUGCCCCGACGCCAAGGAAGAGUCAUACAGCAGCUUGAAAGCCCGAUGGACCAUUUUCGUCUCUAUUUUGGUGCAGAAAUUCCUGGUCGCCCUCGCCGCCCCGCUCCUGACCUUGCGCGCAUUCCUCUCAGUUAUUCAACCCCUUUUCGUCAACUACAUGAUUGGAAAGGGUGAGUUCUAUAGCAGCUCGGAUUCCGGACCGGAAGUGAGAUGUCGAGACUGGCAAAUAGUGGAUCCGGACGACAAGGGUUUCAAAUAUUAUGGAGCCUUAACCAUGAUGGCUUCUCAAUUGGCGUAUGAAGAUUAUACAGCUUCCCCCUCCGUUGUUCAUUCAGUGGUAAAUGGUUGCUGGCAGAUGAAUUUACUUGGAUGCUUCAAUUUUUGGAACGACUUCCAGAAUAAAGCUACGACUGGUGCAUUUAUGUUUCAAAACACAGCGAAAGACCCGAAUGUAACAGUUGUGGCAUUUAGAGGGACUUCCGUAUUUGAGGCUUCGGAUUGGAUGGUAGAUUUCAACAUCUCUUGGUACAAAAUAGAGGGCAUUGGGCGCAUCCACAGUGGCUUCAUGCAAGCCCUUGGCCUCCAAAAGGCUACCGGGUGGCCCAAAGAGCUCCCUGGAGCCGAACAUGAGUUCGCAUACUACACUUUACGCCAAAGGCUUAGAGACAUUGUCAAACGCAACGAUAAGGCGAAAUUUAUCAUCACUGGGCACAGUUUGGGCGGCGCCCUUGCCACACUUCAUGUAUGUAUGGUAGGGAUAUUUUAGUCAUUUUGCACUUAUGAUUGGGUUAUGUCGACUACCAAUUUUAAUUUAAAAAAAGAUUUUGUUUUAAAAUCAAACCCUUCCCUAAGUUUGUUGGGAGUUGAG
This is a messenger RNA of Cucurbita maxima (winter squash), 1095 nucleotides long. RefSeq lists its product as uncharacterized. Lineage: Eukaryota; Viridiplantae; Streptophyta; Magnoliopsida; Cucurbitales; Cucurbitaceae. Gene Ontology annotation, biological process: lipid metabolic process. Gene Ontology annotation, molecular function: triacylglycerol lipase activity. The transcript has 4 exons. The coding region runs from base 97 to 993 and encodes 298 amino acids. The record is from RefSeq and is a predicted model, not a curated record.